Anolis sagrei ordinatus is the source of this 675-nucleotide messenger RNA. RefSeq names its product 5', 3'-nucleotidase, cytosolic (gene NT5C). Gene Ontology annotation, molecular function: 5'-nucleotidase activity. Gene Ontology annotation, cellular component: mitochondrion. The record is from RefSeq and is a predicted model, not a curated record. Gene Ontology annotation, biological process: pyrimidine deoxyribonucleotide catabolic process. NCBI's taxonomy places the organism in Eukaryota, Metazoa, Chordata, Lepidosauria, Squamata, Anolidae.
UGGAGGCGCGCCUCGGCGGAGCUCCUCUGGGCGCAUGGCGGCGGCGGCGGCGGCCUUGCCCUUGUCCCCGGGGGAGCGCCCGCUGCGGGUGCUGGUGGACAUGGACGGGGUGCUGGCCGACUUCGAGGGCGGCGCCCUGCGGGGCUUCAAGGCCUCCUUCCCGGGGGAGCCCCGCGUGGAGCUGGCCCAGCGGAGGGGCUUCUCCACCCAGGAGCAGUACCGCAGCCUCAGGGAGGACCUCGGGGCAAAGCUAGCCAGUGUGUAUGAGUCAAAAGGCUUUUUUCUGGGAUUGGAUCCCAUUCCUGGAGCUGUUGAUGCAAUGCAAGAGAUGAUCAAAAUGCCCAACAUUGAAGUUUUUCUUUGCACAAGCCCUCUAAGGAAAUAUAAAUACUGCGUCCAGGAGAAGUACCAGUGGGUUGACAAGCACUUGGGUCCGGCGUUUGUGGAGCGAAUAAUUCUGACUAGAGAUAAGACAGUUGUGUCAGCGGAUCUGCUCUUUGAUGACAAGGACACUAUUAGAGGAGUGGAACCCAAUCCAAGCUGGGAGCAUAUCUUGUUCUCUUGCUGCCAUAACAAGCACCUGAAGCUGGAGCCCCCACAAAGAAGACUGGAGUCAUGGAAGGAUGACUGGCGGGCAAUACUGGACAGCAAAAGCCCCAGAGCCUAAUAAAAAGA